AUGGCGCUCAAGGAGCCUUUUGGCCCGGGGAUAUCUGAGGACGACCCCAUGGUUCUAGUAGUUGAAGCGGAAGAUGCCGAAAAGCGGUCAGCGAGCACGGUGCAAUCGAAGGGUCUCCCUGAGGCUGUGACGCCCGAGCCUCGUUAUGUUUACUACCGGCUUUACGAGGAAGAAGGAGCAAUGACUUCCAAAACAUCCUUUGACCCGGAUGAUUCUUCCUUGGGUCACAUUAACACGCUCUCUAUCGCGCCACCUCAAACGGUGUCCUCUCUGAGGUCACAGAUUGUAAAAGCUGAAGGCAUCGCUGAUCGCAAGAUUCAACUGUUUGGGGAUAUGGACGGCGAGGUGCCGAUGAAUGAUAAUGACCACAUUUCUUUCCGAGCACAGGUCUAUCCGGGACAUGUGGAAGAUGAGCCCAUAACUCUUGUUUGUAGCCAAGUCAAGGCCGAGAAAAAGCAGAAGAUCGGCCGGGUAGUGCCAGACCCAACCUUCAACAAAAAGCUUCAAGGCUCGGCGCAAUGGAAUCCACAUCCGGAUGUUCAAUCAGACUGGCUCCCCUUCGCUGCGCACGAAAUCCUGUAUACAGAUGGCGUCAAAACGACAGGCUACAUCGCUGGGUCAAGUAAAUAUCUUCUUCACCGUCACAUAAGCAGUACAAAGACGAUUUUCAUCCCUUCUUGUAGCGGCUCCCUAUAG
Molecule: messenger RNA, 696 nt
Organism: Laccaria bicolor S238N-H82
Lineage: Eukaryota; Fungi; Basidiomycota; Agaricomycetes; Agaricales; Hydnangiaceae
Exons: 3
Coding region: 1-696 (231 amino acids)
Source: RefSeq, a predicted model, not a curated record